UGUUACUCUACUCCACGAAUGUUAUUCGGGAUUUUUCAGAUCGUCCGACUGUACCGAGAGCACCAAGUGCCUCCAAAAUGAGGAUCGAAGAGCUCAUCAUCGACGGCUUCAAGUCGUAUCCGGUGCGCACGCACGUCUCUGGAUUCGACCCGAGCUUCAACGCGAUCACCGGUCUCAAUGGUAGCGGCAAGAGCAAUAUUCUCGAUGCGAUUUGCUUUGUUCUGGGUAUAACCAACCUCUCAGCUGUGCGCGCCAACAACCUUCAAGACCUGAUCUACAAGCGAGGCCAAGCAGGCGUCACAAAGGCUAGCGUGACGAUCGUCUUUGACAACAGCGACCGAGCCACGUCUCCCGUCUCUUUUGAGAACUAUGCUCAGAUCACGGUCACGCGGCAAGUCGCCAUGGGCGGCUUGUCUAAAUACCUCAUCAAUGGCCACAAGGCGACACUUCAAGCAGUUCAAAACAUGUUCCAAAGCGUGCAGCUCAACAUCAACAACCCCAAUUUUCUCAUCAUGCAGGGGAAAAUUACCAAAGUGCUCAACAUGAAGCCAGCAGAGAUCCUGAGUAUGAUUGAGGAGGCAGCUGGAACAAGGAUGUUCGAGGACCGAAAAGAGAAAGCUAUCAAGACAAUGUCCAAGAAAGAUCAAAAAGUCAAGGAGAUCAACGCGCUUUUGACCGAAGAGAUCACGCCAAAGCUGGAUAAGCUGAGAGAGGAGAAGCGUUCAUUCCUCGAGUAUCAAAAGAUUUCCUCCGAGUUGGAUCGUCUGACCCGCCUUGCUAAAGCAUGGGAAUGGAAGACACUCCGCGCGCGUCUCGAAGAGCGCAGAACAACUCUCGCACAAAAACAGAAGCAAAGGAGGGUGGAGGAGAAAGAGGCCAGCGAUUUGAAGCGCCAAAUCAGCAGCAUCGAGAAGGAGUUGGAGACCAUCGAGAAGCGGCGAGAAAUGGAGUUGAACAAGGGUGGUAAGCUGAAAUGCCUCAUGCAGCGCUCCAAGGCGCUCUCGGACGAAUUAGUCAAAGUCAAGACUGGCAUCAACUUUAAGAUCUCCGCGCUCGAAGAAGAGGAGAAGCGUAUGAUUGCGAGUGAGAAGGCGCUCACAGACGUGAAAGCAUUUCGAAUGGCGAAGGGAAAGGAGCAUGAAAAGGUCAUUGCAGCCUUUGCAGACUUCAAGAAAGCGCAUGAAGCGGCACUGGAUGAGAUCAGCAAGGAGGAAGAGCUGCUGCAGACUCUGACGACUGGAAUGGCAGCUAAAGCUUCUGCGGGUGACAAGGGCGGCGGGUACAUGGGUCGUCUGGCAGAUGCACAUGCUCGCGAUGCCGCUGCCGACAAUGAGAUGCAGCACAGCAAUAUGCGGAUCGACCAUAUGCAGAAUCAGGUCAAAAUCUCAGAGCAGACCUUGGUGCAGGCGCGCAAGGAGAGCAGCGGACUCGUCCAGCAGCUAGAAGUCGCUAAGGCAAAGGUCGAUCAGCUUCAAGCCAAAAUCACAGCGACUGGGUACGACGAUCAGAAGAGCAGGGCGCUUCGUCAGCGGCGCUCAGAGCUCGCCAGCAAGCUUGACAACCUCUCUGAACGUAGAGAUGCAAUUGCCUCGAGACUCUCUGCGCUCGAUUUUACAUACUCGGACCCCACACCAGAUUUUGAUCGUUCCAAGGUCAAGGGUCUCAUCGCGAACUUGAUUCAACUUGAUCCGGGCAAGGCGCACUUCUCAACUGCUCUCGAGGUUUGUGCAGGUGGUAGGCUGUAUAAUGUCGUCGUCGAGGAUGAGAUGACCGGCGGGCAGCUACUCGCCAAUGGCAAGCUCCGCAAGCGCGUGACAAUAUUACCUCUCAAUAAGAUCAGUGCAUUCGUGGCGUCAGCUGCCAAGGUAGGAGCUGCGCAAAAACUCGCGCCUGGCAAAGUCGACCUUGCGCUGUCGUUGAUUGGCUAUGGGGAGGAAGUUACCACCGCGAUGCAGUAUGUCUUUGGCAGCACGUUGAUAUGCGCGGAUGCCGCGACGGCCAAGCGUGUAACAUUCGAUGGCGCUGUCAAGCUCAAGAGUGUUACCUUGGAUGGCGACGUCUACGACCCAGCGGGCACGCUCUCUGGAGGCAGCAAGUCCAGCAUGGGAGGGAUCUUUGUCAAAGCGCAGGAGCUGAACAAUGUUCAAAAUGAGCUUCAGGCCGUCAAGCGCGAGCUUAAGACCUGCGAGACAGAGCUAGCGGCUGAGGUGGCCAAAUCUGAGGCAUUGGCGCCUGCUUUGUUGGAGCUGCAAACCAAGAGUCGCGAGGUGACCUUGCUGGACAAUCAAUUGCAAGGCUCGACUGCUGCUCGACUGGAGGGUGAGGUCAAGACGGCGAGAGAGAGCAUUGAUGAGCUCAAGAAGAUUGUUGAAGCGGCGAAGGAGAAGAAGCGGAAAGCGCUAGAAGAGAUCACAUUCUACGAGAAAGAGAUUGAAGAAUUUGGCUCAGAUAAGCAGUCGAAGCUUGAAGAGCUGCAAAAGAGGAUCAAAGAUCGUAAAGCGACGGUCCAAAAGACAGCCUCGGAAAUCAAAGCAAGGCAGAACCAGGUCCGCACGCUCGCGCUCGAGCUUGACGUCGGAGCAGGGGAGAUUGCUAGCACCGAAGCAGAGAUCGAGAUGCAGCGUAAAAUGGUGGCGAAAGCGGCCGCAGAGCUCGAGACACAUAAAGCCCAGACAGCCGAGAUGCAGGCCGAGGUGGACAAGCUGGAAGAGCAGCUGUUCGAGGAGCGAGCUGCCCAGUCUGCGUCGGACGACGAGCUCAACGUGCUCCGAAACGCCGUCAAGAAGAAGCGUCAGGGCAUUGCGGACGCUGAUCUGACUGUAAAGCAGCUACAACACGAGGUCGAACGACUGGAAGCAGACUAUGCGACGGCGGAGAAAGGCAUCGAUCAGCUUGAGCAGCAAUUCGGGUGGAUCCAGACAGACAAGGAGCUGUUCGGCACGCCCGGCGGUGCGUACGAUUUCAAGAAAUAUAAUAUGAAGGAAGUCGCGCGUGAUUGCCACAAGCUCGAGGAGCGACAGCAUGGCCUGCAGAAGAAAGUCAAUCCGAAGGUGAUGAACAUGAUCGACAGUGUGGAGAAGAAGGAGCAAAGCCUCAAACAGAUGAUGUCGACUAUCUUGAAAGAUAAGGACAAGAUCGAGGACACCAUCCAAGAGCUGGACUGCUACAAGAAGGAGGCAUUGGAGAAAACGUGGCGCAAGGUUAACGGCGACUUUGGUGAUAUCUUUGCCGAGCUUCUACCAGGCAAUUUUGCUAAGCUGCAGCCUCCAGAAGGCCAAGAACUCACGCAAGGCCUCGAAGUGAAGGUACGGUUGGGCACUGUUUGGAAGCAGUCGCUCACUGAGCUGAGUGGCGGGCAACGAUCUCUCAUCGCACUGAGUCUGAUCAUGUCACUGCUGCAAUUCAAACCGGCUCCGAUGUACAUCUUGGACGAGAUUGACGCGGCACUAGACCUGUCGCACACACAGCACAUUGGCCAGCUCUUCAAGUCGCGCUUCUCUGGCUCACAAUUCAUCGUCGUCUCUUUGAAGGAAGGUCUCUUCACCAAUGCCAAUGUGCUCUUCAGAGCACGCUUUCGGGACGGAACGAGCGUUGUGGAGCGGCUCACACAGAAGGGUGGCAUGCCACUUGAGCAGAGCAACGACAAGGAGAACGCUCCGCCCGGGGGCACGGCGAGGCCGAACGUCGGCGGCAAGGUUGCUGCGGCUACUGCUUUUCGGGCACGCGCUGCGGCUGUUGCAUGACGCAUGCUGGUCUUUCUGCGGUUUCGCACAUUUUCACGAGCGUGACUUCCCUUGGUUAUUAUCCGACAUAAUGUUCCCUUGUAACAUAGUCUAUGUACUUUUUCUUGCAUCCUGAGUCUUAAGCAGGACUCUUGCGGCCAUUCGGGCCUUCACGAAUGUCCCUCCAAUUUCACAUGCGUGAUACGCC
This is a messenger RNA of Tilletiaria anomala UBC 951, 3930 nucleotides long. RefSeq names its product RecF/RecN/SMC protein. Gene Ontology annotation, molecular function: ATP hydrolysis activity; protein binding; ATP binding. The record is from RefSeq and is a predicted model, not a curated record. Gene Ontology annotation, cellular component: chromosome. NCBI's taxonomy places the organism in Eukaryota, Fungi, Basidiomycota, Exobasidiomycetes, Georgefischeriales, Tilletiariaceae. Gene Ontology annotation, biological process: chromosome organization. The coding region runs from base 78 to 3743 and encodes 1221 amino acids. The transcript is spliced from 5 exons.